AUGUCACUAACAACUGUUACAUUUUCUUCGAAGCUUACCACUAUUCCAUCAAAUUGUUUUUAUUCGUGCAGUUCACUCGCAACUAUCACUCUUCCUGAUAGUGUAAGAACAAUUGAAGACAGUGCAUUUAGCUGUACAAAUAUGGAAACUUUCACAUCAUCUUUAUCUCUGAAAUUUAAAAAUCGCGUUUUUGAUUUUUGUGAUAAACUUGUAUCUGUAAACUUAUCUAAUGUUCAAUCAAUUGGAAGAUCAUUAUUUUCUAGUUGUCAAGCACUUGAAAGUGUUGAAUUCUCAGGAAAUCUUGAUGAUAUCCCUUCUGAAACAUUUGAUGGACUUUCUGAACUUACCACUGUUGUUUUGCCACAAAAAAUUAAAUCUAUUGGUACUCAUGCAUUUAGAGGUUGUACUGCUCUAGAAUUUUUAUGUAUAAAUUCAGAGAUCGAAACGAUUGAAUCCGAAGCCUUUAUUGAAUCAGGUCUCAUUGAAUUUAACAAUCAAGGAAGUGUCAAAUCAAUCAAAAGUAACGCCUUCUCUGGUUGUGAACAAAAUCUUCAAACAGUUGUUAUCAAUAGCGGUCUAACUGCAAUUAAUGAAAGUACAUUUCAGAACUUCAACAAACUCCAUAUUGUUUUUUUACCUGAUAGUGUAGAAACAAUAGGAAACUUUGCAUUUCAAUUUACUGCUUUUACUAGUUUCACAAUUCCAAGAAGUCUUAAGUCAAUUGGAAAUAAUGCUUUCCAAGGAUGUCAAUUUACAACAUUAACUCUUCCUGAAGGAAUGACUGAAAUCGGUUCAUCUGCAUUUGAAUCCUGUAGCCAAUUUCAAAACAUCACACUUCCUGAUAGUUUAACAACAAUCAAUGAUGGUGCAUUUUAUAGUUGCAGAAGUUUAUUAAAUAUUUCAAUUCCUAACAGUGUUUUAUCGAUAGGAAGGUCAGCUUUUGAUUCCUGUUCGCGACUAACAAACGUAACCUUUUCUUCAAAUAUUACUACUAUCCCAUUAGAUUGUUUUCACUUGUGCCGAGCCCUUCCAAGUAUUAUUAUUCCUGAAAAUGUGAAAAUAAUUGAAAUAUCUGCAUUUGCUUAUUGUGAUAAUCUUGAAUCAGUAAUCUUUACUGGUGUUCAAUCAAUUGGAAUAGAAUUAUUUUUUUAUUGUCAAAAACUGGAAAGUGUAGAAUUAUCAGGAAAUCUCGAUGAUAUCCCUGAAAAUACAUUUUAUGGAUGUUCUAAACUUACUAAUGUUGUUUUUCCACAAAAGAUUAAAUCUAUUGGUUAUAAUGCAUUUAGAGGUUGUACUGCUCUUCAAUAUUUACGUAUAAAUUCAGAAAUCGAAAUAAUUGAAACAGAUGCUUUUAUGGAAUCAGGUCUCAUUGAAUUUAACAAUCAAGGAAGUGUCAAAUCACUUCAAAUCGCAGCUUUUGUUAUGUGUCCAGUGGAAAAAAUUGUAAUCAAUGGCGGAUUAACUGCUAUCGAUGAAUACGCAUUUAAUGGUUGUAAUACAAUCAAAACAGUUUCAUUGCCUGAUAGUGUAGAAACUAUCGGAAAUCAAGCAUUUAAGGGUACUAUUCUUGAAAGUUUUACAUUUCCAAGAAGUCUUAAGUCAAUUGGAGAUUUUGCUUUCCAAGGAUGUCAAUUAACAACAUUAACACUUCCUAAGGAAUGA
This is a messenger RNA of Trichomonas vaginalis G3, 1662 nucleotides long. RefSeq names its product leucine-rich repeats (6 copies)-containing protein. Bases 1 to 1662 code for a protein of 553 amino acids. NCBI's taxonomy places the organism in Eukaryota, Parabasalia, Trichomonadida, Trichomonadidae. The transcript has a single exon. The record is from RefSeq and is a predicted model, not a curated record.